AUGUCCGCAGAGUGGCCCAUGGCCCGAGAGAACCAAGCGUUGGAGUACAAGAGGGUGGGCAUUGGCCGCCAUGGCGGUGCCAGUAAUCGGCGUGUUGGGAGAGCCAGUUCCGAAUUAGUGCAUCGCGAUGCUGCCCGUCCCGCUUCCAUUGGCCCCCACUUGCAAUCUGUCCCUGAGUUGCGGCCAAGUCGUAGUCGUGAUGUCUCAAUGCCCCCUUUGCCGUCCUCUCCUACCCCUCCCGCUCAACAAAGUCGCCCAUGUUGCCCCCCUCCCCACGCAUUCCUCCGAUCGCCCUCUUUUCUGUUCACCGCCAGCCAACACGCAUUCCCCACCGGCGCGCCGCAAACUUUUUGCCCCUAA
Bipolaris victoriae FI3 is the source of this 360-nucleotide messenger RNA. RefSeq lists its product as hypothetical. Bases 1 to 360 code for a protein of 119 amino acids. The record is from RefSeq and is a predicted model, not a curated record. NCBI's taxonomy places the organism in Eukaryota, Fungi, Ascomycota, Dothideomycetes, Pleosporales, Pleosporaceae. The transcript has 2 exons.